AUGAACGAAAGUUUGUUUUCAUCAAAUCAGAAAUCUCAAAUAGAUGAACUGGAUACGUGGUCUCCUAUCCAGCUCGCCGCUGCACAAGGAGACUUAUGCCAAGUAAAGCGGCUCUUAACUCAAUAUUCAGUGGACCCCAAUGAGCCCCCUAACGGUUACUAUGGGCAGACAUCCCUUCAGGCCUCUUCAUUUAAUGGACAUCUCUCUGUUGUUCAAGCACUUUUAGCGGCCGGAGCAGAUGUUGACGCUCCUGGAGGAAACAACGGGGGCCAGACAGCGGUUACGUUGGCCUCGAAAGCGGGGCAUCUAAACAUCGUCUGUCAUUUGGUCUCUGCAGGGGCAGAUAUCAAUCUCCCAGCCUACAGAUAUUCGGGACAAACCACUCUUCAAGCAGCGGCUGAGGAGGGUCAUAUUGAGUUGGUACGAUGGCUACUCAAGCACGGCGCAGAUGUAAAUGCGUCUCCCGCUAAGACUCGAGGCCGCACUACGCUCCAAGCUGCUGCAUCUGAAGGGCAUGCAGCUAUUGUGGAAAUUCUUCUCCAACACAAUGCCCAUUUGAACGCCCCUGCCGUAAGGUGGAGUGGCCUGACGGCUCUCCAAGGUGCGGCUUUAGGGGGUCACAGUCGGAUCGUCCGUCGAUUGCUAGAUGCAGGAGCUGAUGUGAAUGCCCAAGGCUCACAUUUCAACGGAUAUACAGCGCUUUCAGCAGCGGCAGAAGGUGGUCACUAUGAAAUUGUACAGAUGUUGCUAGAUGCCAACGCUGAUGUCUCUCUCACAUCGGGGAAUAAAAAUCGGACGGCAGCACAGAUUGCGAGCUCCCGAGGGCACGGUGAUAUUGUGCAGUUUCUAAGACAGACUACACAAUCAGAGUGUGAGUUUCGUGAAUUUCGUUUGGUGCCACUAGAAAAACGUCCAACCCAUAUUCCAUCCAGUCAGGGCUCCGCUGUAUGA
Penicillium taxi is the source of this 951-nucleotide messenger RNA. Its product is annotated as ankyrin repeat domain-containing protein. Lineage: Eukaryota; Fungi; Ascomycota; Eurotiomycetes; Eurotiales; Aspergillaceae. Gene Ontology annotation, molecular function: protein binding. The record is from RefSeq and is a predicted model, not a curated record. Bases 1 to 951 code for a protein of 316 amino acids. The transcript has a single exon.